Bombyx mandarina (wild silkworm) is the source of this 627-nucleotide messenger RNA. RefSeq names its product basic helix-loop-helix type transcription factor HLH54F (gene Hlh54f). Lineage: Eukaryota; Metazoa; Arthropoda; Insecta; Lepidoptera; Bombycidae. Gene Ontology annotation, biological process: developmental process; regulation of transcription by RNA polymerase II. The record is from RefSeq and is a predicted model, not a curated record. Gene Ontology annotation, molecular function: protein dimerization activity; RNA polymerase II transcription regulatory region sequence-specific DNA binding; DNA-binding transcription factor activity, RNA polymerase II-specific.
AUGCCGCGAAAAAGAACGAAUAAGUCACCGUCGGUUGAUAAACGUUCCGAAGCGGAUAUUGAUGAUGACGAUUUUUAUUUUGAUGACACGCAAUCCAACUCAGGUCGCAAUUCGCACGAGCCGCACAGAAACGCAGCCAAUGCACGAGAACGGGCCAGAAUGCGGGUUUUGUCAAAAGCAUUCUGCAGACUGAAGACUACUCUACCCUGGGUCCCAGCUGACACUAAGCUGUCCAAGUUAGAUACACUACGCUUGGCUGCAUCCUACAUUGCGCAUCUACGAGCACUACUACACGAGCCACGAUCAGCACAUACCCCACCACAUCCACUUAGUUUGGCUUGGCCUUUCGCGUUCCAACAUGGCGGCAGUCUAAACUGUGCAGUAUCACAAAGAUGGAACGUUGGCGCUCAAGAACCGGGUUGUAGAUCUAACAUAACACCAAGAGAAGCUAUGCAAAGCCAAGACAACUACAACGAAUACGACAACGAUUACGAAGAGAGAUGCUACGAAGACGUGUCCUCGAACGACGCAUGCGCACAAAUGCAAUACUGUGAUUACGGUUAUAAAGAAGAUUAUUAUGAAAUUAGAAACAGUUAUCCGACAGAUAAUGCAAUAAAUAAUAUCUAA